Messenger RNA from Aspergillus alliaceus, 1323 nucleotides. RefSeq names its product aspartate aminotransferase. The transcript has 3 exons. Gene Ontology annotation, biological process: L-aspartate biosynthetic process. Gene Ontology annotation, molecular function: pyridoxal phosphate binding; L-aspartate:2-oxoglutarate transaminase activity. Gene Ontology annotation, cellular component: cytosol. The record is from RefSeq and is a predicted model, not a curated record. NCBI's taxonomy places the organism in Eukaryota, Fungi, Ascomycota, Eurotiomycetes, Eurotiales, Aspergillaceae. The coding region runs from base 1 to 1323 and encodes 440 amino acids.
AUGUCGCCUUCUUCCUCUUCUUCCACCACCGCUCGAAACCGUCUCGCGACACUCUCCUCUCACAUCAUGGGUUCUGCCAGCCCCUCUAUCUUUUCCACCUCCGUGGUUCCCGCUGCGCCCGAAGAUCCUCUCUUUGGGUUGGCCCAAGCCUUCCGGAAUGACCCUUCCGAUAAGAAAGUCGAUCUGGUUAUCGGCGCAUAUCGUGAUGACAACGCAAAGCCCUGGAUCCUUCCCGUCGUGAAAAAGGCCGGGGACCUAAUUCGCAACGAUCCCUCCAUCAACAAUGAAUAUCUCCCCAUUAAGGGUCUCCCCGAUUUCACCUUCGCCGCCCAGAAAGUGAUUCUGGGAUCCGACAGCCCGGCCAUCCGCGAACAAAGAGUAACCACCUUCCAAACCAUCUCCGGCACGGGAGCCGUUCAUCUCGGAGCCCUCUUCCUCGCCAAAUUCCACCCCCAGAACCCCAAGCCCACCGUCUACCUCUCCAACCCAACCUGGGCCAACCACAACCAGAUCUUCACCAAUGUCGGCCUCUCCCUCGCCAAUUACCCCUACUUCGACCCCAAGACCAAGGGCCUCAACUUCGAUGGCAUGUUGAACGGCAUCCGCGAUGCCCCCGCUGGCUCCGUCAUCCUCCUACAUGCCUGCGCUCACAACCCCACCGGAGUCGACCUCACCCAGGACCAAUGGAAACAGGUCGCCGUCGUGAUGCGCGAGCGCCGCCACUUCCCCUUCUUUGAUACCGCCUACCAGGGCUUCGCUUCGGGUGACCUGACCCGCGACGCAUGGGCGGUGCGAUACUUCAUCGAGCAGGGCUUCGAGCUCUGCGUGGCACAGUCUUUCGCUAAGAACUUUGGUCUGUAUGGUCAGCGCGCAGGCGCGUUCCAUUUCGUCUCAGCGCCGGGCGCCACCGCUAAGGAUGACAACGCCCAUGUCUCGAGUCAGCUGGCCAUUCUGCAGCGAUCGGAAAUCUCGAACCCUCCGGCCUACGGUGCGCAAAUCGCCAGCCGUGUUCUGAACGACACCACCUUAUUCGCUGAAUGGGAAGAAGACCUCCGGACGAUGAGCGGGCGCAUUGCGGAGAUGCGCAAGGGCCUGCGUGAGCGUUUAGAGGCCAAGGGCACACCGGGCACGUGGAACCAUGUGACCGAUCAGAUCGGCAUGUUCAGUUUCACGGGUUUGACUGAAACGCAAGUGAAGUUGCUGCGGGAGAAGUGGCACAUCUAUAUGACCAAGAACGGACGAAUCUCCAUGGCCGGCCUCAACACACAUAACAUCGACUACUUUGCAGAAGCCGUCGACAGCGUUGUCCGGGAGACUUCGUGA